This is a messenger RNA of Fusarium verticillioides 7600, 2229 nucleotides long. RefSeq lists its product as hypothetical. The coding region runs from base 346 to 1932 and encodes 528 amino acids. The transcript has a single exon. Lineage: Eukaryota; Fungi; Ascomycota; Sordariomycetes; Hypocreales; Nectriaceae. Gene Ontology annotation, molecular function: cysteine-type peptidase activity. Gene Ontology annotation, biological process: proteolysis. The record is from RefSeq and is a predicted model, not a curated record.
AUUGACAUCGUGACUCUGUCGCCCUUCUUGCCGCCUUCAUGCGCGCACGCCUCCUUCGGCGCAACUCUUUCCCAAUUGACCUCCGACUAUCACACGCAGCGCCAUCUCCCUGCGCUCUUCUAAGCGCUCCCUCCAAGUCCCAUCAUGGCCUCCAACGAACCGCCCCGUUACGGGCGCAUCUUGACAUCGCGUUCUCAGGCCCAGACAUCGCGCCACACAGAAUAUCGAACCAGAUUGGUCGCCGAACUUGAUGAGCUAUGGGGCGCCCGCCGAGGCUAGCUGCCCGACGGGUCCCAUGAAGCGUCGAUAGCGUUGGGAACUCUCUACCAGAUACGCUCGACUACCAUGGCCAUUCUCAACACUGGACACCCGCUCCCUGCUCUUUUUGUUCCUGGUGGACCGUUUUACAACUGGCCAUAUACGAGGCGCAACAUCCAGACUGCGGAGACGUAUGUUUCUGAGCGUCUUCGGAAACAGAACGGUACCAACCUCCCUAACGGAUCGGGAGCUCCAGCAUCCGGACCACGUCCAAGUCCAAGCCCGGCUCAUAUCCUAUCUCCUGUACUCGGUUCAGACCUAGCUCUACCUCAGUCUCAAUUUGUCGACCCAAGUUUUGGUCAAGCUUCAUCGCCACCUCCAGCUCCGGCUCCCAGCUCGUCUUUCGGUGACAUUGAGCUGCCACGUGCCCAUCACUCAAGCUCCACCCAUGAACCGGUUCAUGAACUGGAUAUCUGCGCCAGCACUCUUCAGGAGAUGAACUACGACAUAUCGCUCGAUAUGGCUCCGUAUAUCAGCGACGACCACACAGUUAUCACCGCUGAUGACCUUGACUUCAGCAACAUGGAAUCGGAACUCAACGCCGACACCAUCAAUCGCAUCACCGAUGGCCGUUGGCUCAACGACGCUGCCAUCGCCAAACUCUUGGAGCUCUUCUCUUCUCUACGCCCGCUCGAUGCUAAAUCCAUCGACCCGUUGCUCAUUGACAGAGCUCCCGUUAACAAGGCUGUGACCCAUCUUCUUUCGGCCUCUGGAUCUGACUUGACGGUCCUCGUUCCUAUUCGAUGCAACGCUCACUGGAUCUUGGUUGUACUGCGCGCAACUGACAAGUCGGUUCUCUACUACAAUUCAAUGCCUGGACACGACAUGCCCAACCUGCCUGCCCGUAUCAUUCAAGUUUGCCAAGGUCUCAUCAACGGACUCGACUACGAUAUUGGUGCCGCUGUUUCGGCCGGUACGCUAUCCUGCCCUCGGCAACUCAACACGGUUGAUUGUGGCGUUGCUGUAAUCGUCAAUGGCCUCUACACCUUGGCCUCACGACCUCUGCCUUCAACCACCAGCUGCGAUUAUGGUAUCUGGCGCCUUGUCUUGGCCGCAAUGCUCAUCGAUGCAGAUGAGCUUGGCGGCAACCUCAGUCUAGUGCCUCCCGAGCUGGCCGAGGAACCCAUCAUCGAUGUGGGCACUGCAGAGCCUCGUCCGGCACAUCUUGCUGCUUCGGAGUAUCGCGACUGGGUACGCACAGAGAGACAACGACUGGUGACCCAUAUGAGGUCAACUGUCGACAGCCUUGCCGAGCUUUUAUCCCGAUGCCGUUCUUAUCGGAUGCUGAUAACUGAGAUUGUGGCCGUGCUAGAGUCCCCGGCCUUGAACCCCGACACCGCGAUGAACCAGGAGCUGGAAAAGCUUACCACUUCUCUUGAGAAUGUGCGAUCCUUGAGAUGGGUUAACCCCAUAGCCGAGUCUGCCUUGAAGAAGCAGUUGAGAAUUCUUCAGACGCGGGCAGAUCAUGGUGCAGCUUGCCGGGCGAGGAUGGAAGUGUUGAUUGGUCAGUACAAGGCUGACCUGGAGGACCUUGAAGUCAUGAAUCGAGACACGGCUGUAUUGGUGGAAGGGCUAGAGCAGGAUCUUGCAGAGAGUGGUAAUUCGAUAGAAUAAGUGUAGUUUAUGGCUCACACAGUUGGGGGUAGACAUCAUGAGAGACCAUGUUAGCUACCAUGAAGAGGAGAGAGAGGCUUGUAGAGUAAUACAGGCAUGGAUUGGGGUUCAAUUAGUCAGUCGAUAAAGAGUUCCAUCCCCGCCAGUAUUGUAAGACAAGGUUAAUCAGUCGAGGGGUGUGAAAAUAGAACAGUUGAGGAUGAGUUAGCUAAGUAAGCACUUACCAGAGGGCACUUAGUUUCCAAGUAGCUGUGCUUCUCGAUGUAGCCUUUUCCGAAGCGGAGAUUUAAAAGACCG